AUGUCAUCACCAAGGAAGAGGUCCAAGAUCUACUCAAGUCAAAGUCGACAGCUUACCGAACCUCAGUUACCAUUACAUAUCGCCUUGGCUUGGAUCAUAGAUCGCGUCUUCCCUCUAAACGAUGAUUGUCAACCUGUCCCGGUAUACUCGCAUGGCUUCGUCGCGGACGUCCUCAGGAUAUUAGCCAGGGAGAUACUAGAGGUAGGAAGUCAACCUGCGACUUUCGUUUCGCUUCGAGACGAACUUGAUCCACUUGUGAGGAAGGAGACCACAGAGAUAUUGAAAAGGAACAACAAAAAGAGAAGUAGGGGUCAGAAAGUGCAGGAGGAAUUCGAAGAUGCUGAGAAGUAUAGUAACUGGAUGACUGCUUUUGGGGAUAAAUUUAAAGAUGUUGCAGAGGGAUGCACAUUCUUGGAUAGACUGGAGAAGGAACUACGGGAUAGGCUGAAUUAUGCGGACGAUGAUGAGCCUACAGAGCUGCCAGAACCUAUAGAACGUCAUUCUCCGCUGGGAAUAUUCUCCCGUAACUUGCUCAACACCCUUCGUAAACUUUCAUUCGACGAGACGACCCAUCUCUCACGGGAGAUAGCGAAAUGGUGUGGGCUUCCAAAUGCAGUUACUUCUGUACAUGCCGGUAUAUGGUCUUUGGAUAGGAGAUCAGGAAUGGAAGAUACGCUGGAUAAGAGGAUAAAAGCGAUGCAAGACUAUCAGUCUUCCAACGCUUCAGGAGACUAUUCCAAUGCCCUAGCUUCGCUGAGGCGGUUCUACGAUUAUCAGUUCCCCUCCGCUGGGAGAGGACAACAUCAACAUGCUUUAUUGAACAUAGCUACUUUCCAUUAUUCUACCGGUGGGAUGGAAUCGGCUCAGUCCGCAAUUGACGAAGCUAUACGAGUAGCUAGAACAGCAGGUGACAAAGCUUGCUUACAGCAUUGUCUGAGUCUAGCACAGAGGAUCAAGCAUGAGACUUGUUCUGUAGCGUUCACUCCAUCCGAGACAAUACGUAUACGCCAGGCUCCAAUAUCUACCAGUCGACUGCCGGAGGGGCAGACUCCGAUGGAUCAACUUUGGUCUGUCAAAUCAGCUUUAGAUUUAGGUGAACCUGUGCAUGUUGCAUUCCGUAGAAUUCACUCUUCGUUAGGUAAAGAAUUAUCUACUGAACCGUCAACAACAGACGAAGAGCGAAAGAUCAGUAAAGUGUGGAGAACAGGUCAAAAGCUGGAUAUGGCUGCUUGGAACACUGCCCAAGCUGGAUUAUGGGGUAUGCUGGGUUCCAGCGUGUUAGCGGAGUUUCACGAGGAUCUAGCUUUGGACGACCUGUCUCCGUGGAACGACGGGAGGUUAACCGUGAUAUUAUCCAAGGCUCAGAGAGCCGUUGAAAGAGCAGAGUACGAUUCAGCAUUAGCUAUCCUACUUGAUAUAUCCGUUUUACAAGGCAUGUCAAUACAAUCAUAUCAUAGAUGGUCAAAGGUGGUUUGGACUGUACUUGAGCGAAAAGCCAAGAUGCACGGUGAUGACAUUUUGCUAUCCCAUAUAUCCUCAUUACAACCCCCCUCGGGGUAUUCUCAACGACAAGGUGUUGGCGGUCCAAGUAGAGAAAUAGGACAUCCAGAAGCCAAGUACCUCAACCUUACCGACGAACAAGCACCUUCUAAAGGAAUAAUGUUGAUACAAGAACAUAUAAAAGACCUCUUUAAGAAAGUCGAGAAAUUACAAUUGGCAAAUGCACCAAGUCAUAUGAUCUUACCUGAUAUUUUAUCGGCUGUCCAGUUGACCAGCGAAUUGGGUAUAUGGAGAUUAUAUAGGUUUGGGGUAGUCGUGCUUUGCGAGGUGUUACUGAGUAUGGAGGGAAUAGGAAUGGCUUCGAAGGCUAUUAGGGAGAUUGAAACUGUAUGGGAUCAGAUAUCAGGAGGGGAUGAUAUAGAAUGUAUAGCUAGAGGAUCAAUGUGUUUGGGUAAAGCCAAAUUGGAUGUAGCCUUAGAUGGUGAUUCGGAGGAAUCACUAGAUGAAGCAAUCCAACAUAUUCAACAUUCAAUUGAAGUAUCUACAAAAUUGGAAUCUCGCUCUUUGAUCUUAGAAGGUACUUCUCUUCUAGCGAUGAUCUACGAGCUUCGUGGACAAACUCAACAGCGCGAUGAGCUGUCUCAAAAGUAUAUGAUGGUGAAGUCAGGUGAUGAAGUGGAAUUAUAUAAAGCGAAAGAACAGGCUGUAAGAGUUGGUGAAAUCGUCAAGAUGGCUGGUAUCAGGGUUGCAGAAGGUUGGAAGUGA
Messenger RNA from Kwoniella botswanensis, 2265 nucleotides. RefSeq lists its product as uncharacterized. The record is from RefSeq and is a predicted model, not a curated record. Lineage: Eukaryota; Fungi; Basidiomycota; Tremellomycetes; Tremellales; Cryptococcaceae. Gene Ontology annotation, biological process: anaphase-promoting complex-dependent catabolic process; positive regulation of mitotic metaphase/anaphase transition; protein K11-linked ubiquitination. The transcript has 16 exons. The coding region runs from base 1 to 2265 and encodes 754 amino acids. Gene Ontology annotation, cellular component: anaphase-promoting complex.